Volvox carteri f. nagariensis is the source of this 790-nucleotide messenger RNA. RefSeq names its product thioredoxin-like protein (gene trx10). Gene Ontology annotation, biological process: cytochrome b6f complex assembly. NCBI's taxonomy places the organism in Eukaryota, Viridiplantae, Chlorophyta, Chlorophyceae, Chlamydomonadales, Volvocaceae. The transcript is spliced from 6 exons. Gene Ontology annotation, cellular component: chloroplast thylakoid membrane. The record is from RefSeq and is a predicted model, not a curated record. Bases 62 to 790 code for a protein of 242 amino acids.
CUCUACAGCAAAGUCUAGGGACGAUAUAUUGUGGCGUUUAGGCGUGAUUGGCCGCACAAAAAUGAAGAAAGCUGUACGUUCGGACCCCUGUCUCUCUCGAAUGGGUUUGGCGCGGACAUUGAGGCCAACGCGCUGCUUCCCUCUAGUAGUACGCGCUGAGCAAACCACCCAGACGACAUCACAAGAGGUUAAGGUCGAGAGCGGGGUGUCAAGUUCUGGUGCUUCAACGCCCCCGGUGGCAACACCACCGGUGGUGUUGCCAUCGGAACGGGGAAACUUAGGCCUUGCGGUUGGGGCGGUUGCUGCGGCCGUGCUGUUGUUUUCUUUGCCACGCUUCGGAGCUCCUGCGCCCUCGUUGGCUACGCUGGAGCAGAGGUCCACACCGCUUGACGUAGCCCUCACCAAUGGCCGGCCGACAUUAGUGGAGUUCUACGCCAAUUGGUGCGAGGUAUGCCGUGAGCUGGUACCGGACGAGUUCGAGCUCGAGAAGCGGUAUCAGGGCAAGGUGAACUUUGUGAUGCUGAAUAUCGAGAACUCUAAGUGGGCGCCUGAAGCUGCUGAGUUUGGCGUCCGGGGCAUCCCGCAUUUCGUGUUUUUCGAUAAGACGGGCGAGCCGCUGGCUGCUGCAGUCGGUCGAGUGCCUCGGCAAGUCCUCGAGGGAAACCUCGAGGCGCUGGCGUCGGAUGCUCCGCUGCCCUUCGCGGGUGCGCAAGGCAGGACCUCCAGCCCUGUGGCGCCUGCUGGUGCAAUGGCUGGGCCCCGGCAGACGAUGCCCCGCGACCACGCCUGA